Messenger RNA from Mesorhabditis belari, 279 nucleotides. Lineage: Eukaryota; Metazoa; Nematoda; Chromadorea; Rhabditida; Rhabditidae. The record is from the annotation of a GenBank genome assembly.
AUGCAAGUUUACAUCAUUCAAAUGAUCCUAGCUUCAAUAUAUUUUCUGAUAAUCUUUAUGAUAUCAUUUUAUUUGAUUGGGAUGAAUGUUGGAACUGAUCCUAAUCAUCCGGGUGCCUUGGAUUUGUUGAUUGCCAUUGCUCAAUUAGUAUUAUAUGUACCGUUUUCUAUAUGGAAUUGCCUCCUAACUUAUUUACAGUAUGCGUAUUUGAGAGAUAAACAGUUGUAUCUCGAGAGAAAAACGAUGUCAAUGGAGGGGCUAAGGAUUGAAGGGAUUGAU